Messenger RNA from Arvicola amphibius (Eurasian water vole), 813 nucleotides. RefSeq names its product regulating synaptic membrane exocytosis 4 (gene Rims4). The transcript is spliced from 7 exons. Gene Ontology annotation, molecular function: transmembrane transporter binding; small GTPase binding. The record is from RefSeq and is a predicted model, not a curated record. NCBI's taxonomy places the organism in Eukaryota, Metazoa, Chordata, Mammalia, Rodentia, Cricetidae. Gene Ontology annotation, cellular component: cytoskeleton of presynaptic active zone; presynaptic membrane. Gene Ontology annotation, biological process: regulation of membrane potential; regulation of synaptic plasticity; calcium ion-regulated exocytosis of neurotransmitter. Bases 1 to 813 code for a protein of 270 amino acids.
AUGGAGCGCUCACAGAGCCGCCUCAGCCUGUCCGCCUCCUUCGAGGCGCUCGCCAUCUACUUCCCGUGCAUGAACUCCUUCGAUGAUGAGGACGCAGAGGGGGACAGCCGGAGGCUGAAGGGUGCCAUUCAGAGGAGCACAGAGACGGGACUGGCCGUGGAGAUGCCCAGCCGGACGCUUCGCCAAGCCAGCCAUGAGUCCAUCGAGGACAGCAUGAACAGCUAUGGCUCAGAGGGCAAUCUUAACUAUGGAGGUGUUUGCCUGGCUUCAGAUGCCCAGUUCAGUGACUUCCUAGGAAGCAUGGGGCCAGCACAGUUUGUGGGCCGCCAGACCCUGGCUACCACACCCAUGGGGGAUGUGGAGAUUGGCUUGCAAGAGCGGAAUGGCCAGCUGGAGGUGGAUAUCAUCCAGGCUCGGGGACUGACUGCCAAGCCAGGCUCCAAGACACUGCCAGCUGCCUAUAUUAAGGCCUAUCUGCUGGAGAAUGGUGUCUGCAUUGCCAAGAAGAAGACCAAAGUGGCCCGCAAGUCACUGGACCCACUGUAUAACCAGGUGCUGCUGUUUCCUGAGAGUCCCCAGGGCAAAGUCCUGCAGGUGAUUGUAUGGGGCAACUACGGGCGGAUGGAGCGGAAGCAGUUCAUGGGCGUGGCUCGAGUGCUGCUGGAGGAGCUGGACUUGACCACCCUGGCCGUGGGCUGGUACAAGCUCUUCCCCACCUCCUCCAUGGUGGACCCAGCCACAGGUCCUCUGCUCCGGCAGGCAUCCCAGCUGUCCCUUGAGAGCACCGUGGGGCCCUGUGGCGAGCGAUCUUAA